AUGGAGAAUUUAAGUUUUAGUGAGAAAGUGGAAGCGUACUUUUCGGAGUUAGGGCGAUGGAAAGUAUGGCGUAGUAUAGCACUUGGUCAAGUGCUGUCCCUACUCUUGAGUGGAAAAUGUAUUUUAACAACUCUUCUUCAGAGUGCUACCUGGCAGUUUCCAACUACAGCUCAGCUGGUUAUCCCAUAUUUAGCGCUUUUCAUUUUAUUUACCCCAACCUUGAUCUGUAAUGGUGUUAAUAAGUUAUCAAAAAAAUGGUGGAUAGUUAUACUGGCCUGUAUCCUUGAUGUGGAGGCUAGCUGGCUUUUGAUUCUAUCACAAAGAUUUACAUCUGUCUUGAGCUGA
Messenger RNA from Pieris macdunnoughi, 345 nucleotides. NCBI's taxonomy places the organism in Eukaryota, Metazoa, Arthropoda, Insecta, Lepidoptera, Pieridae. The record is from the annotation of a GenBank genome assembly.